Molecule: messenger RNA, 2946 nt
Organism: Exophiala bonariae
Lineage: Eukaryota; Fungi; Ascomycota; Eurotiomycetes; Chaetothyriales; Herpotrichiellaceae
Exons: 2
Coding region: 1-2946 (981 amino acids)
Biological process (GO): transmembrane transport
Cellular component (GO): vacuolar membrane
Molecular function (GO): ATP hydrolysis activity; ATP binding; ABC-type transporter activity
Source: RefSeq, a predicted model, not a curated record
AUGCAUGAACCUCGACCAGAUUUUGAUACCAUUCAGACUUCUCUUCGAAUUCUCAAUGUAGCAAAAUCCUCCUAUCCCGCCAUCACUCUCCUGGUCUUUGUUCUGGCCUUUGUCAUAUAUGGCAUUAGAACAUCUCCCAACAAUGGAGACAAGGUUCAAAUACAUGCCAUGCUAGGUCCAGGCGGCCGACCAUUACCAACUCGCCGAAAAUCCGCCAAUCAAAUCAAAGCCGCCGCCGCCAUCAAGGAUUUCCCUCACGGAACAAAAACAUUUCUCAGGCUCCUUCAAGCAGGCGUCGUCCUCACCUUCCUUGUCAAUGCUGGCAUUGCUAUUUUCCAGGUUUUGUUGAAUCGGAAGGAUGACUGGUGGCCCGGUGAAAGCGCUGUGAUUUUCAUUGUCGCCUCCAGCUUCGUAUGGUCCAUCGUGUUGAUAUCUAUGAUUGAUCAGAAACCGUCACCGACUCCGGCUCAUUUCGUCACGUGGUUGGUGGCCCUUCCGCUUGAGGUGCUCAUCGUCGUCACAAGCCUUGAGGUCUACACUGUGCCCCACAAUGAGCCACGUGUUGGCGAUCAGCAAGGUGGACGAUACCGAGGUGCAAUUACUGGGUGGGAGACUAUCGAGGUAAUCAUUAAUUUGAUUCGCAUCGUCCUGCUACUCGGCCUCUCGAUUAUCUUCAUCACGGUCAAAAUCAAUUUACGACGACCCAAGGAUUCUGAGGGUAACGUUGACGAUGAGAGAACUCCACUGCUCAAUGGUAAUGCCGAAAAUGGAUCCGGCGCAAACGGUCACGCCGCCGCUGGUACGCAUCCUACCCCGGCACCAGAGUCGAAAGAAAACGUGGAUGCUUGGGCGAAGCCGACAGAGGCCCCCAAUAUCACUUGGUAUGCGUACAUCCGAGGCUUUGUGCUACUGAUCCCGUAUCUGUGGCCCAAGAAAUCAGCCAAGCUGCAGCUGUUGGCUGGAAGUUGUUUCCUCAUCAUGGUUGGCCAACGAGUUAUCAACGUCUUCGUCCCCAUCAUGGUCGGAAGGAUCACCAAUGCCUUGUCAGGUGACGACAGCAAAGGUGUCAGGGCCCCCUGGCUCGACAUUUCCUUGUAUAUCCUGUUUAGGUGGCUCCAAGGUUCACAAGGAAUUCUCACGGCUCUUCGGUCGAUCCUGUGGAUCCCAGUCGAACAGUACUCGUACCGUGCGAUCUCCACAGCAGCAUUCGAACACGUUCAUGGUCUCAGUGCGGAAUUCCAUACCGGAAAACGGACUGGCGAAUUGAUAUCUGCCUUAAACAAAGGUAGCUCCAUCAACUCUUUUCUCGAAAUGGUCACUUUCCAGGUCGGCCCCAUGGUAUUCGACCUUGUCAUCGCCAUCGUUUUCCUUACCAUCAACUUCGACAUCUAUCUAGGUCUGGUCGUUGCGAUCGUUACCUUUCUUUAUAUCUACGUUACAAUUCGCCUUGCAUCAUGGCGAGUCACUCUACGGCGCAAUUUUGUUGCGGCUGAUCGAGAAAUGGAAGCCGUCAAAAACGAUUCCCUCCAUUCGUGGGAUACCGUCAAAUACUUCAAUGCCGAGGAAUAUGAAUUUGGUCGUUACAAGAAUGCUAUCAAGACGAUGCAGAAGUUUGAGUACUGGGUUGAUGUAACACUCUCUUACAUGAACACCGUUCAAGGUGCUCUGUUCAUGGUUGCACUGCUGGUUGCAUGCUUCAUCGAAGCUUUCGAGGUUGCACAAGGUCAACAAUCCGUCGGCAAAUUUGUUAUGCUCAUCACAUACAUGGCUCAACUCCAAGGUCCUCUCAACUAUUUUGGUACUUUCUAUCGCGCCAUUCAGAACAAUCUCAUCAACGCUGAAAGGAUGCUGGAACUGUUCAAAGAACAACCUCAUGUGAUUGACCGCGAAACUGCCGAGGUCAUGGAUGACUGCGAUGGUGAUAUAGUAUUUGACAACGUGUCCUUCAGCUAUGAUAAACGCAGACCAGCAUUGAAUCACCUCAGCUUCCGAUGUCCACCAGGAACGACUACAGCACUUGUUGGUGAGUCUGGUGGUGGAAAGAGCACUGUCAUGAGGCUCAUCUUCCGCUAUUACAACCCUGAAGCAGGUCAAAUCAGAGUUGAUGGAAAGGAUGUUCAAGACAUCACAAUCGACUCACUUCGCAAGUUCAUUGGAGUGGUCCCCCAAGACUGCAACAUGUUCAAUGAGUCCAUCAUGUACAAUUUGCGUUACGCGAACCAAAACGCGACAGAUGAAGACAUCUUCAACGCAUGCAGGGCAGCCUCGAUCCAUGACCGAAUUAUGGAAUUCUCUGAUGGUUAUGACACCAAAGUUGGGGAACGAGGCGUGCGACUCUCUGGAGGAGAACGUCAGCGAGUGGCGAUUGCGAGGACUAUUCUCAAAAACCCUCGGAUUACCAUGCUUGAUGAAGCAACCGCGGCUCUCGAUACCGAAACUGAAGAGAAGAUUCAGAAAUCCUUCCAAACCCUUGCAGAAGGACGCACCAUGGUCAUCAUCGCCCAUCGCCUUAGCACUAUCGUCGGUGCCGAUCAGAUCCUCGUGCUGAAUCACGGCACUGUGGUGGAAAGUGGUACUCAUGAUGAACUAAUCGCCCUGGGUCAAAAGUAUGCGAGCAUGUGGCGCAAGCAAUCGAGGGCCCAAAAAGCCGCAGCCGAGGCCGCAGAAUUGCGCACUCGAGCCAAAAAGGCGCUGGAAGAAGCUGAGGCUGAUAGUGCCAGCGUCAGCGAAGAGGAGAUUGAACAGGCCAAGCGGCGAGAGCAGAGCUUGGGUUUCACCAAAAGCCAUAAACGGGUGAAUUUCUCUCAGAGCAGUAAUUUGAGAACCUGGUUGGCCGAUGACCAUGACCAUGAUGACUCGAGAUCCGAGACCUCUCAGGCUGGCGGUGCCCCUGGUGCUGGUGUCGGUCCACAUGGUCAUUCGAGCAAGCCACCUGGACACCCUUGA